Diachasma alloeum is the source of this 2797-nucleotide messenger RNA. RefSeq names its product cGMP-dependent protein kinase 1. Gene Ontology annotation, biological process: protein phosphorylation. The transcript has 11 exons. The record is from RefSeq and is a predicted model, not a curated record. NCBI's taxonomy places the organism in Eukaryota, Metazoa, Arthropoda, Insecta, Hymenoptera, Braconidae. The coding region runs from base 219 to 2390 and encodes 723 amino acids. Gene Ontology annotation, molecular function: ATP binding; cGMP-dependent protein kinase activity.
UGGUGAUAACACCUCGACGCUCUGCGUCUCAAAGAUUUGUUUCUUCGUUUAUUUCAAAAGAUCUAGGUAAUGCUAUUGUGUAUUAUUCCAGUGGAAAAAUAGUCUUCAGUAGUUAUUCAUUAUUCCAGUGUUUUUCGCGAAUCGCGAGAGGUGACGGGUUCACUUCCGAAAAAAAGCAUUCCAUUCAUCAUGCUGACACGGACUCUAAGGAAAUUAAGAUGAGAUUUUCGUGUUUCCCGAGGGCUAGUAUCCUGGGCCAGAGGGGGAGUAUUAACCUCACCCCUCUCCCCGGGAACGAGGAGAAUGGCAGUAUCACCGGUAUCAGCAUCAUCAGCAAUGGGAACAGCAGAGAGCCGAUUCCCAUGAGCUACAAACGUCACGGAGACGAUGUCAACGGCAUGCUGAGCCAUUGUUCGAGCUCGACUACGCUCAAUGGAUCGACAACGCUCCCAAAAGGCUACACAGUCUUCAGAAACGAUAAUGGGAAUAGACUCGAGAGAUCGGAGACCGUUGAAUCGAAUUUAUCGGUUGAGAGCGUUAAAAUUCCCAGGGGUGGGGUCAUUGGGAGAACGCCAACACCACCCUCUGCACCCACUCCUGUUUACGAUAAAGAUAUACGAUCGAGAGAGCUAAUAAAACGAGCAAUACUGGAGAACGAAUUCUUGGGAAACCUUGAGGAACCCCAGGUCGAGGCCCUAGUGUCUGCCAUGUACCCAAAGAACAUUCCACCGAGUUAUCUAGUGAUUCACGAAGGCGAUAUUGGAUCACAUCUGUACGUAUCCGCCGAAGGGGAGUUCGACAUAUACCAGGGAAGUAAAUUCGCCAGGAGUUUCGGCCCCGGAGUUGCAUUUGGAGAACUCGCGUUACUCUACAACACCAAAAGAUUGCGUUCAAUAUCGUCGAAGAAGGGCGGAAAGGUAUGGGUCCUAGACCGGUCUGUGUUUCUGACUGUGAUGAUGAGGAGUGCCCAGGACCGGCUCGAGGGCAACAUUCGGUUCCUGAGGAAGGUUUCAGUGCUUCAGAAACUUCCUGAACCCAAGGAACACGUGUUCGCGAAGAUAUCGGAUUUGAUUAAAGUGGAAUUCUUCCCAGCUGGCGCCAAAAUCCUUCGUCAAGGUGAAAUAGGCGACAAAUUCUUCAUAAUCAGCGGCGGAAACGUUCGAAUAACCAAGGACACCGAGUACGGUGGUGAAGAGGAACUGGUGGUCCUCGGGAAGGGUCAGUACUUCGGAGAGAAAGCACUCUAUGACAAGGCUGAUAAUCGAAGGCAAGCUAAUGCGAUAGCGUUAGCACCUGGCGUUGAAUGUCUCACUCUGGACGGCACAACAUUUUUGAAUUAUCUCGGUGGUCUUGACGAGAUAAGGAAUACGGAUUGGGCAGCAGAGCUUGAAAAACAAAAGCGCUCUUUGACACCAAAGGUCUGGACCAAUGAAUACUCGGACGUGACACUUUAUGAUUUAGAGAGCCGUGGAACACUGGGUGUUGGGGGAUUUGGUCGAGUUGAACUCGUGACCUUGAGAUCUGAUACUGAGAAGAGUUUCGCACUGAAGAAACUAAAGAAGAAGACUAUGGUUGAUCAGCAGCAGCAGGAGCACGUGCUCAAUGAGAAGUGCAUAAUGCAGGCUUGCGAUUCUGCUUUCAUCUGCAAACUCUAUCAAACCUUCAAAGACUCCAAAUACGUCUACUUCCUCAUGGAAGUAUGUCUCGGUGGUGACGUAUGGACGACCCUCCAGAAGCGCCGGUACUUCGACGACGCAACGGCCCAAUUUAUGGUGGGCUGCGUCGUCGAGGCACUGGACCACCUACACUCCCUGAAUAUUGUUUACCGUGAUCUCAAACCGGAAAACCUUAUGCUCGACAGUCGCGGGUAUCUCAAACUCGUGGACUUUGGCUUCAGCAAGAAGAUUGGGCCUGACAAGACGUGGACAUUUGCUGGAACGCCUGAAUACGUCGCUCCGGAGAUUAUUCUCAAUAAAGGACACGACAGAGCUGUGGAUUAUUGGGCCUUAGGCAUUCUCACGCAUGAACUGUUAGUGGGAAAGCCUCCAUUCCGUGGCUCCGAUCACAUGACCACGUACAACAGAAUCCUGAAGGGAGUGGAGAUGGUUGGGAUUCCCCCGAUUGUCAACAAAAACGCAAACAAUCUGAUAAAAAAAUUAUUACGACUGAGUCCCUCGGAGAGACUCGGCUAUCAGCGCAAUGGAAUUCAGGAUAUUCGGGACCACAAGUGGUUCAGUAAUUUCAACUGGAAGGCAUUGCAGAAACUCGCGUUACCCGCCCCUAUCGUUCCGACAAUUCGAAGUACAACGGACGUCAGGAACUUCGAGAGAUACCCCCCGGACAGGGAAAUCCCUCCGGAUGAAUUUUCCGGUUGGGACAUGAACUUCUGAGUCUCAAUCAAUUUUUUUUUUCUACUAAUUACCGAUCACACCUAGACCGAUAUUAACCGAUUACCUACAAUUUUCCGCUAAUAUCUCGAGAACCUGAAGAGUUGCAACAUAAAACAAAGGCUUAUUAGAACCCCACGAAAAUUUGCGGGUCCUAACCCUGCUAUUGAGCCCAUUCUACCCCCUUAUUUUAGAGAACAUGAGAAAAAAUGGUUUUAAAGUUGAAUCAUUUAUUUUGCCGAUCUCUCGACAACUUGAAGAGAGACGAGUGUCAUUUUUUUUAAUUAAUGGGAAAUUUAUUGUAACUCUGCAGGUUCUCGAGGAAAUGAAAAAAAAAAUCGGUAUAAAAAAUGCAAUUUCUAGUUUGUUAAAUUCUCAUAAAUCGUUGAAUAAAUUAUUUUGUAAAUAAA